ACGAACAGUUUCGGCUGGACUGUGGAAGUGUUGCGGUGUGUUUUUUACGUUGCUCCGUAUUUGUAUGAUUUUCGAAGUUAAUAAGCCUUUUCUAUUGAGUUUUCACCAUCCCAGAUAAAUCUUCAGUUUAUGAACUUGUGUGAUCAAUAUCGUACUGUUUAAAGCAAAACAGAACUGAACAGUUGAUGUUGUGGACGUGCAUUGUAUCGUUGAAGGAAAAAAAAUAGCUUCGGUUCAAGGAACGAUAGUGUAAGAGAGGAAAAUUGUUUUGCUUUUCCGACGCAAGGAUUACGUCACGGUACGGUCGGAAAACGGUUUCCAACAGUGGAUUUAUGCGAAAGAAUCGACGGUAGAGUGUGCGCGGUGGUGCUCGAGAAGUAAUGGCAUUUAUUCCGGAAAACGGAAAUGGGCAUACAAGAAAAUUUAUGUGAAAAUUGAUUAACAUACACACACUAUAGAUGAAAGAAUCAGGGAGUGUUUAACAUAUGUGGGAGAAGUAGUGUCGAUAAAGGAAACAAAAUCUCUGUGUGUAAAUUGUGUGCACUACUCUAAUGUUAGAUAGAAAUGUGAUGUAUGGAAAGUAGUGUUCAAAAUUGUUAUGAAGCAAGCCCGUGGUUUGUUAGCAAAAACAUGUCAUAAAUAGUAUCUCUAGCAGACUAUCAUUUUUUUCGCCGCAUUUCAUCUCCAGUGUCUGCAAUCGAUUCGUUCGCUUCGCGAUCGCAAAAGAAUAAGAACAAACAGCCGAUCGAUCGAGCGUGCCAUAAUUGAUGAUUUGACAGUUCGCAGCUACAAGGCAGCGAGUAACACACAAACCUUCGGACGUCCGGAGGUUUGCCUCGCGGGGACUAUUAUUUAUCGGACUUCUGAACUCUCGCCAACUCUGGUGAGACAAAAGCAAAAUCUGCCAAAAACAAAAGCCCAGCCUCCGCGGGCCGGACACGGGGUGAAACGAUCGAAACGAAGAUCGAUCCCGAGAAGGUCUUCUACGACAACGACGACGUCGACGACGGCGAGAAGGCCCCGGGAAGUGUAGAGCAAAGAGGAACGAUUCUUACCCUGACUGGUAGACCCAGGCCGGUCGGACGUCUCGGUUUGCUCGAGGAGCCCAGCAAAACGUGCGAGACACAAGACCGUACGUGAAAGACGAAGGAGAAGAACGCAGAGAUCCCGAGACGCUCGAGGCAGAUCCAGACAUGGCGCCGAAAUCGAGAAGAAAGAAGGCAAAUGCACGUGCGCUUCAGUGCUACUGCGAAGGACAUUGCCCGGGAAAUCUACAGAAUGGAACCUGCGAGACGAGGCCCGGCGGAUCCUGUUUUGCUGCUGUCGAAGAAGUGACCGAUGAAGAGACUGGACUGAAGGUACCGGAAUGGAGCCACGGAUGUAUGCCACCGGAGCAGAACGGUGGAUUGUUGCAGUGUAAAGUCGGAGCCCAAUCACCACAAAUCCACGGCAAAUCGAUCGUCUGCUGCGACAACGAGGACUUCUGCAACAAAGACCUGCUGCCUGAGUACGUACCGAAAACGACAACCCCGCCUCCGAUGGCUAACGUGAACGACACCAGCAUACACACGCUGGCCCUGCUAGCAUCGGUAGUCAUCUGUUCGAUAGCCUUCGUGGUGGUCAUCAUUGCGGUUUACGUUACAUACAAGAAGCGCGAGAAAAGGAAACCUCACUGUCUGAUGGAUUCGGUGUGUAAUCCGAACAUUUCACCGCUAGCCGAUUUGGUGGAACAGAGCAGUGGGUCCGGUUCCGGUUUACCGUUGCUAGUACAGCGAACAAUUGCCAAGCAGAUUCAAAUGGUACACUCCGUUGGUAAGGGUCGGUACGGUGAGGUUUGGCUGGCCAAGUGGCGUGAUGAGAAAGUUGCUGUGAAAAUUUUCCUAACCACCGAGGAAGCUUCCUGGUUCCGGGAGACGGAAAUCUAUCAAACUGUUCUCAUGAGGCACGAAAACAUUCUUGGAUUCAUCGCAGCGGAUAUUAAGGGAACUGGAACAUGGACACAAAUGUUGCUCAUAACCGACUAUCACGAGCUGGGAAGUCUGUACGACUACCUGCAGAAGCGGGUACUUAAUCCACAUAUGCUGAAGACGUUAGCUUUGUCGCUAUCCUCUGGGUUGGCCCAUCUUCAUACGGAAAUUUUCGGCACCCCUGGCAAACCAGCGAUCUCUCACAGGGACAUCAAGAGUAAGAAUAUACUGGUGAAACGCAAUGGUCAAUGCGCAAUCGCUGACUUUGGUCUGGCCGUGAAAUACUCCAGCGAAUCGGAUGAAAUUCAGAUCGCUCCCAACACUCGCGUCGGAACUCGUCGAUAUAUGGCACCGGAAGCUCUGAAUGAAACACUUGAUACGAAAGUUUUCGAAGGCUUCAAACAGGCAGAUAUGUACUCACUUGGUUUGGUCUUCUGGGAAAUGGCGCGCCGGUGUAUCAGUACCAUUCGGGGAACGAAGAACACCACGUGUGAAGAUUACGCUUUGCCCUAUCAGGAUGUGGUCCCUUCGGAUCCCAGUUUCGAGGACAUGUACGCCGUCGUUUGCGUGAAGGGAGUUCGACCGCCAAUCCCUCAGCGAUGGCAGGACGAAGAAAUUCUCGUAGUAUUAUCCAAGAUGAUGCAGGAAUGCUGGCAUCCGAAUCCUGCCGUUCGGUUAACUGCUUUACGAGUUAAGAAGACCCUCGUGAAGCUGGAGACGGACUGUUCGAUUAAAAUAGUAUAGGCCACUGAAUGAUCGACUUGCGUGUUUGUAUGUGUGUGUGUGUUUGAGUGCGAUAGAAAAAGAAACCCGAUAGAGAUAGAGAUAGUGAGUUUUUAUUUAUUCUAAAUUGUUUUACUUUAUUCGCUUGUAAGUGCUCUUUAUUAGAUCGUAAGCUAAGAUACUACAACAUAGCACUAGUUGCAAAAUCCCACAAUGUGAAGCACUGUUGAAAUACUGAAACAAACUGAGAUGCCAUAAUGUGGACUUAAAUGUUGUCCUACAGAAAAUAAAUCGUUUUUUUAGGUAGAACAUUUCCAAUGGCAACGACGGUACUCGCUUUGAGAACCCUCACUGUAAAUAGCAAUCUCUUUUCUUUGUGUUUCACGUUUCACCGCCAAACACUAGCCUCUACCGUUCUCGGCAAGCAGGAAACGAACUUCCCUUAGUUGUUAAUAGCUUUAAUUAUUGUGAAGCAGAAAAAAUGCCAUAUAGUUGUAAAGCAAGGAUUUCACCAAAAUAGAAAACCAGAAUUUAUGUUUGGCGCAUUGGACAGAUAUAACACGUACACUUCAACGCUUUUUUGGCUAGGAGCAGAACAGUUGCCUUCAUUUUCAACUCAAUCGACUGAUAGGUAUUCAUAGAAUUGGCCUUCAAUGGAUAAAAACUGAUGAUAUUUUUCCUUGGAAAAAGUAGUUAAUCAAGAUAUGCCUUAUCUUUGAAUUGAAUUGAUUAUAAAUAAGUGCAUUACAAUAGCAGUCUCUCUGACACAUAACUGAUUUCGCCAACGAACCAUAGCAAAUCAUCCCUAUUUUUAAGAGGGCUUAAAAAUUUUCUCCGUUCAUCGACUCAUAGAACAGCUUAACUGUAAGCUGCAGUACCGGAGCGCUUCUGGUUAUGUUUCCAACGGAAACAUCCAUGAAAGCAAGCAACCUAAAAUAACUCAAUGCAUUGUACAGUUUUUUUUAGCAAUUUUACGAUUGUAUAAGUCUACUCUACUUUAAUAAGAUUUCCAUUUGUUGCUGUAGUUUAAUUACGAAUAAAGCUAACUUUUAGUAAAAGAUAUCGGUUUAGUUUUGUUUUCUGUAAAUAGACAAAAUGUUUUUGUAAUGGUUAGAAACUGCGGACUAUCGAGCGGCAGAAUAAAGUUUUAAUAAACUUUUGUGAAGCGGAACUGUGCGAUGUUUUCGUCGUCCUGAAUACAAACGUCAAAAUGAAUAUUUUUCGACGCUAGUUUUAGAUAAAUGUAAAUCCUUGAGGUCCUACGAACCGAAAAAAAGAAAUGAGUCGUAAGCUAUAUUGAAAUAUGUAUGUUAACAAUAAAAAUUAUUUUAAAAAUGUAAAA
Topomyia yanbarensis is the source of this 4032-nucleotide messenger RNA. RefSeq names its product bone morphogenetic protein receptor type-1B (gene tkv). Gene Ontology annotation, molecular function: transforming growth factor beta receptor activity, type I; SMAD binding; ATP binding. NCBI's taxonomy places the organism in Eukaryota, Metazoa, Arthropoda, Insecta, Diptera, Culicidae. Bases 1194 to 2711 code for a protein of 505 amino acids. Gene Ontology annotation, cellular component: signaling receptor complex; plasma membrane. The record is from RefSeq and is a predicted model, not a curated record. Gene Ontology annotation, biological process: dorsal/ventral pattern formation; BMP signaling pathway; cellular response to growth factor stimulus. The transcript is spliced from 3 exons.